Molecule: messenger RNA, 1055 nt
Organism: Oppia nitens
Lineage: Eukaryota; Metazoa; Arthropoda; Arachnida; Sarcoptiformes; Oppiidae
Product: aldo-keto reductase family 1 member A1-like
Exons: 2
Coding region: 81-1022 (313 amino acids)
Molecular function (GO): oxidoreductase activity
Source: RefSeq, a predicted model, not a curated record
AUAAAAAAUUUUGGUGAAAAACUAUCAGAAAACUUAUUGAAAAUUUUGUUAUAGAUUGUAGUGACAGCUAUUUGAGAGCCAUGUCGUCAGUUCAACAAAUCAAUCUAAAUGACGGCCACUCAAUGCCAAUGGUCGGCUUCGGUACCUAUGAAGCUACCGGUGCCGACAUUCGUGUUGCCAUUCGGGCUGGUUAUCGACUUUUCGACGGAGCCGAUUUCUAUGGCAACGAAGCCGAAGUUGGUGCAGCCCUACGCGCGGCCAUUGCUGCCGGCGAAGUGAUUCGCGACCAAUUGUUUGUGGUGAGCAAAGUUUGGCCAAAUUGGUUGGCUGCCGGCCGACCGACAUUGAGCGCUGAACGGACACUGCAAAACUUAGGUCUCGAUUACGUGGAUCUACUUUUGAUUCAUUGGCCGACACCGUUCAAACAGGUUGACGACGACUAUCAUCCCGGAGCCAGUGAUGGUCAGGUAUUGUUCGACGAAAGUAUUGAAUUAGCGGACGUUUGGCGUGAGUUUGAACUAAUCAAACAAAAAGGUCUCACCCGUUCUAUCGGUGUGUCCAACUUUAAUGCCCGUCAAAUACAGGAUCUGAUUGAUAAAUCCUCAACCGUACCGGCCGUCUUGCAGGUCGAGUCGCACCCGUACUUCGCUAACACACAACUAUUGCGGUUCUGUCAGCAAAAGGGCAUCGCUUUUAUCGGUUAUUCGCCUCUGGCCACUACAGGACCAAACAAAUCGCUUGUACCGCCCAUACAAUUGCCGUUGAUCCGCGAGUUGGCCAAAAAGUACGGCAUCGGUGAUGCUAUUGUCAUACUUCGAUGGCAAGUCCAACGAGGAGUCACAGUUAUACCGAAAAGCUCGACACCCGAACGUAUUGCGGCCAACAUUCGGCUCUUUGACUUCAAGCUGACCGACGACGAGAUGACAGCUAUCGAUGGACUUGACAGGAACUACCGGUGCCAUCCCUGGACACACUGGGGUAUAGGUAAGCAUAAGAACUAUCCCUUUAGUGACCCUUUUUGAUUGCAUCGAUAAUUGGAUUUCAACAAAAAAAAA